CGCCCGAGGGAGGAGGCUCAAGCCGCCGCCGCCGCCGCCGCCGCCGCCCUGUGCUCCUCCUGCCGCUGAGUUAGAGCCGAGGGGCGGAACCGAUCCCCACACCGGCCGGCCGAAUGGAGGCGCAAGACGGGGCCGGCAUCCUAGAACUGUCUAAAGAAAUCCAGUCAUCACAGACGGCUCUGGUAGUGCCGGGCCAUGGGACAGGAGAAGGCUCCAGCACUUCCCUGGGAGAAGAGGAGGAGGGAGGGAUUCCGAUCCCUGCUCCCGGACUCCUGCAGGUCACGGAGAGAAGGCAACCUCUGAGUAGCGUCUCCUCUCUGGAGGUCCAUUUCGAUCUCCUGGAUCUUACGGAACUGACCGAUAUGUCUGACCAAGAACUGGCUGAAGUCUUUGCAGACUCGGAUGAUGAGAAUGCUGCAAAUGAGUCUCCAGCAGGUUUGCACACACACCCGCUCCCUCGAGCCGGCUACCUGCGCUCCCCUUCCUGGACCCGAACCAAAGCUGAACAAAACAGAGAAAAAAAGCACCUCAGUGACUCUGAGCUGCAGGCUGGGAUUGUGGACACUUUUCUCACUAUAGAGAGGCCCAAGGAAAACUAGCUUCUCCUGCAGCCCUCCGGGAGCCGCGUUGAGGGACGAGACAGGAUCCACAGUUGUACUGAUCACUGGCCGGUUUUGAUGCUGACAAGAACCUUGACCUGAGACUUUGGCGACGCCCGUGGGUCAGAGUUAAUGACCGAGCCCCUCCUUCAUCUCUGCCCCAAUUGCUUUGCUUCCUUCAGCCCCCUUUCCAAGAGGCAGAGCCAGUGUGCCAUGAGCCCAGUCACCCUCAGGCUGCCGGGGUGAUGGUGGGCAGCCCAGGAGGGUGGGUCGGAGGGAAGUGGCAGGGAUUUCGGCCCUUUAGCACUCCUUGCUUCCGCCCACCGGGGCUUCCGAGCCGGAGUAGUUGCUGGAGAAGGUUGGGGCCGAAUUUGUCUUGAACCCAACAUUCUGGAGAGACUGUCCAAGGAGAGGAAGGAAAAGUCUUCUAAGCCAGUGCUAUGAGACAAAGCGCCGCCCAGGCCCUGGGCUUCUUCUGCCAUCCUUUAGAAUAAGCACAGUUUCCUUUCCAGUGGCCUUCCAUCUUCUCUGUGCAUUGGAUCAAGACCAACAUGCAUUUUCUGUGGGACUCUAUUGCUCCGAACCCAGGACGCUGUACCUCUCACCUGAUCAGAAGCUUAGCUCUUGACGGGGAUCUGCCUGGCACCCCAGCAAACUCUGGAAGGGUCCCCAGUGUUAUAGAGAUCAGGUGUGGGAGUGACGCUAAUGGUGGCCACUUCUCCAACAUCCGUGUACCGAUUUAAGGGACCCAGAUUCUCUCUGCUUAUCAACACUUCUGGAAAGUUCCCCUUUUCAGAACUGGUGCUGUCCAGCUCUAAAACGGUCCUGGGAAAGGCUGAAGAGUAGGAGUCAGUUCUCACUGGUAACACUCAAUUUACUUGUUUAUCUCCAGGCGAAAUGGGUGGCCUUGAGGUCCCCCUUUUCCACAAAAGUGGCUCUGAAUUCAGAAGCCUGAGCGUUUCCAUUAGUAUGGAAGUGAAGCUGCCUCUGGGCUGACCUUUUGGAGGCGGCAGAAGGGCUGGGAAUUGGCUUCUGAAGACGUCCACGCCUUUUUGAUUCUUGCCACAUUUCUGCUCCUAUUUUCUCCUCCCAUCCAUCCACAACCCAAAGCCCUUCCUUGGAGAAGCCGAGUGCUGGACCAGCUAGUCACCUAGACCCUUUGUGACCUCUGGGCCGGGCUUUCCCUCGGCCGCCUGAAGGCUGAGGGGACUCUCACCUAUUUCCUACCUUGCUCAGAACACCAAAUAAUGCCAAAACUGCCUACGGAACCACGGCACCUCCCUGAAACGAUUAAGGUGGGGGGAGGAAAAGAGGCUCCCGAGAGGCUCCCCCUCCCCACCCCCACCACCUCCUUAAGGGGUUAUUCUCAUGACAUGAUUUCCUGUCCUCAUCUCUAGUUAAUCUCACAUAAACCCAUGCUACCCUAAAGUAGCUUUGCUACUCUCACCUGCCCCCAGGCUGCUGGGCUGGGUUCUGUCUGGCUUGGUGUCCCCAAAGGAAGCAGGGACCAUUGUUUCCAGCUGUGGCUUCUGGGUCUGCCCAGAGCAUGGACUUCCAAGAUGAGUUUCUCGCCAGCUGAGAUGUAGGACAGGGGAGAAAGUAACCUAGAAGUGCUGAAGAGCUGACAUCUCUUCCAUGUAAAGAGGCUUCUUGUUGACCCCCACAAUUUUAAAUUUCCUUGUUUUGAACAUCAUGGAAACAGGGUCACAGACUGGCACCAAGGAUUGAUACCGUGUCAAAAAGUGGUUUCAAAACAGGAUCCAAACUCACUUUUUCACUUGAACCGUAAAUCGUGGGGCCCUUCCACCAUUUUCCUUUUUCCAUUUAAGCUCCCGGUACAGAUAUACAAUAGGUUCUUCUAACAGAGAUGGAACCAAGUAAAGUAGAGUCUCUGAACACCUGUUAGGUGCAAGGCACUCUGCUAACUGCCGUGGGAACAAGCGAGAACGAGCCCUGGCUCCUGCCCUUGUGCUUCCUGGAUAUGCCAGUGCUGGGAGAAGGCGAGGGCCCGAUUUCAGAGGCCGUUAACUUCCCACACGCUCAGUAGUGCUGGUGAGUCGCCAGUCGGCAGACGUGCCGACACCUCUCCCUCACACUGGCCUGUGCCCGCCACCGGAGGCUUCGUUCGGCUGGCCGGAAUACCCAUGCUGGCAUUCUGCUCUUCCCGUAUCGUGAGCUCUAGCUACAAACUAAGAAUCUGUUAAGAUGGAAACUAUCCACUGCAUUCAACAAAUACGCCAUCACCUGCUGUAAUCUUUGAAGUUAAUUACCCCCCUCCUCCCAAAGCAGCCCCUUUAGAAUGUGGAAAAAUUCACUUCCCCAAAUUUCUAUAAAAAAGGACCAUUUUUUCCUCAACCUGCCAGUACAGCCAAGUAAGCCAGUGACUAGUCAAGGUAUUGAGCAAUGUGAUACUUGACCAAUUCAAUAAAAACCAAUUUCUCACCUUGUUUGGUUUUAAACUUGUAUCAGGUGAAGGCAGCUAGAGCAGGACAUGACACAUCAUUCACCCCUCUGUGACUGUCCCUCUCAUGAAUUGUACUGUUCAUUAGUUCAUGUAGCAGCUUUCUAUAGUGUCAUUUGAAAAAAGGUGUUAUUAAAACCUCAUCCCCUCAA
Molecule: messenger RNA, 3212 nt
Organism: Antechinus flavipes (yellow-footed antechinus)
Lineage: Eukaryota; Metazoa; Chordata; Mammalia; Dasyuromorphia; Dasyuridae
Gene: DBNDD1
Product: dysbindin domain containing 1
Exons: 4
Coding region: 114-599 (161 amino acids)
Biological process (GO): negative regulation of protein kinase activity
Cellular component (GO): cytoplasm
Source: RefSeq, a predicted model, not a curated record